Molecule: messenger RNA, 3305 nt
Organism: Botrytis cinerea B05.10
Lineage: Eukaryota; Fungi; Ascomycota; Leotiomycetes; Helotiales; Sclerotiniaceae
Exons: 3
Coding region: 391-3237 (948 amino acids)
Source: RefSeq, a predicted model, not a curated record
GAGGUAGGUAGCCAUCGAGUGACAACAAUAUCAAGAACGCGCGAUGCAGAGAGCCUCAAUCCGUUCUGAAUUUCCAUUUCGCGUACUGUUGAAAAUAAAUAGCGCAGUGGUACGAAGAUGAAAUCAUUCGUUGCUUGAUCAAUAUUAAUUUCAACUUUCCAGAUCGUAAUAUCGUUGUGCAAACCCCUGUUCUCACUGUUACAUUGUGCGCUACCUAAAAACACCGCAACAUCGAACCGAUAAGCAAUUGUUCAUCUUCGCUUUUUUGUGGACAUAAAGCACAGCUGAAGAUCUUGACGGGGUGAAGAAGUGGUGAGAAAUACACUACGAGUAUUGGCAAAAUACAUCAACUCUACAACUACAACUCUGGUGGCAGAGACUUAACCAAGAAUGGAUCCUCUUACAGCACUGUCAAUAGCGGGAAACAUCAUGCAAUUCUUAGACUUUUCCUGUAAACUAAUAUCAGGCGUACAAGAGAUUUACCAAAAUGGCCGACUUGACGUACACACCGAAACCCAAAAAGUGGUCGAAGACCUCUCGAAGUUUAGCUCCGAGAUGUCCAUUUCAAUUCAAAGCGAUAGAAUAACCAGGGCUCUGACUCAAAAUGAAAUUCAGCUAGAGGAACUUUGCUCGGAUUGUUCGAGCCUUGCUGGAGAGUUGGUCAAGCGACUGAAAACCUUUCAGCUAUCAGAUGGCUUUAACAAAACAGUGAAAAAGAAGAAAAAGAAUGGAUUACAUGUCUUCAAAGAAGCGAAGACCGUAUGGCUCAGCGUUAGUCAGGUUAUCAAAAGCACGUUGUCAUCGACGGAGUUGAAAGAAAUGGAAAGGAAACUUCAGAAUCUCCGAGAUGCGAUAAAUGUCCGGAUGCUGGGCUCCUUACGGGAGAGAGUGGAUUGUUUAUUACGAGAGCAAUGCAACCAAACUUCCGAUAUUAAUCGCCACAUGACCCAGCUAGUACAAAGCUCGUUUGAGGAUAUGAAAUCUGGGAUAGCUGGAGAAAUGCAAGCUCAAACGAGGUUUAUUCGUGAUCUUAUUGCCGACUCCAACAAGACUAAAGGACAUCUUGGGGUUGAAGACGAUGUCAAAAGUUUCUUCAUUUCUAGAGCUCAAGUCCGCGAAAACAUUCUCAGAAGGGAGAUGAAAUUGCAUGAACGUGCAACAAAAGCGAUACUCGAAAGCCUUUACUUUCCGACAAUAACUGAACGAUAUGAAAAAAUUGCCGAGGCACACAGAAAGACUUUUGAAUGGGUAUUUAGGCCCUUAGUUGACGAAGAAGAUGUGAAAGACACUCAAUGGAGCGAUUUUGUUGAAUGGCUUAGUGGGGGACAAGGUAUUUACUGGAUCAAUGGCAAAACCGCCUCAGGAAAGUCUACCUUGAUGAAGUUUAUCUAUGAUCAUCAAAAAACGAAAGAGACUCUGCAACAGUGGGCCGAUGGAAAACCAUUGUAUAUCGCAAAGUUUUUCUUCUGGUGGGCAGGAACAGAAAUACAGAAAUCACAGAACGGUUUAUUACGAACGCUGUUAUUUGACACUCUGCGACAAAUGCCACAGAUGACUCCACGUAUAUUACCCUCGGCGUUCGCAAUGACAUAUGCUCGUGAAUCUUUUAUUUCAGGAUCACCGCACUCGUAUGUUUGGGACACAUCAUCGCUCUCAGAAGCUUUCGCAGCCCUUGUCUCGCAAACGGAAAUGCCUAUGAAGCUUUGCCUGUUCAUUGACGGCUUAGAUGAAUAUCACGGUCUAGAAGUCGAGAUUUCAAGGCUUUUCAAGAAAAUCGUCUUCUCUCCUGAUGUGAAAGUUUGCAUUAGCAGCCGGCCACAUGUACCAUUUGAGGAUGCGUUCUCUACUUUUCCACAGCUUCGUUUGCAAGACUUUAUACACAAAGAUCUUAAUCUCUAUGUCAAAAAUUGUCUAACCCUUGACAAGAUGAUGGUCUCACUUGCCGAACGCGAGCCUGUACAAUGUCAAAAACUUGUGCAAGAGAUUGUCAAUGAAGCUCAAGGCGUGUUUUUAUGGGUAGUACUUGUAGUGAAAACUUUGAUGGACGGUCUUAGCAAGCACGAUGGAAUAUCAGAAUUGCAACUACGAUUGAGUGCUCUACCUAAGGAUUUAGACGAACUCUAUGAGGUGAUGAUUUUGAAAGUCAAUGAUAUAUACAAAGAGGAAGCCUCCAGAUUGUUUCAACUUGUGAACAAGGCAACCGAGAAACCUGGCGACUAUAGAACAGCUGAGCUCCUCUCGGUAUACACACUCUAUCUUGCAAACAAGCGGUCUAUCAACCUCACUCACGAACUAGUCAAAGGACGGGUAAGUGAGGAGGAAAUUCUACAAUAUUGUAAGAAAUUGGAUAUCGCACUAAAAGCAAGAUGCGGAGGUCUACUGGAGAUUCAAUACGGACGGAUAAAGUCAGCAGCUCCUCGACCUAUGAUGAAAGUUGGUUAUCUUCACAGAACCGCUCAUGAUUUCAUCCUGAAAGAGAAAACUUGGGAAACGUUGAUCAAAGGAGUAAGCGGCGGACCAACCGGAGAUAAAUUUAGUCCCAACAUUGCAAUACUUAAAUCAAUGAUCCUCCAAAUAAAGGAUUGCGAAAAUUCUGAUGCACAUCAACUCAUCAAUAAUUCGUUCACUUUCAUUCACAGGAUCGAGGCUGAUGAAUCUGUGUCCGCUGGGGAGGCCGAGGAACUCUUCGACGCAUUUUCUAGUGUAGCUGUUGCUUCUAGGUAUAUUGAUAUGUCAGAAAAUGACCAUAAUACAUCAAAGGAGGUGGAAGUCUUAAUGUGUCUACUCCGAAAACAUAGUAGGAAUCCAAACGAGCCUUUGGAUGGAAUAAGUGCCUGGCAAAGCGCUUUGUCACAUGUAAUUUCUAAAUGCGAUGCGGCAUCACCAUAUGCGCGAUUAAGGUGGGAACUUCUUAUUAAAGCUUUCCUGGAAAACAAAGCAGAUCCCGAAGCAUGCUGUAAGAGUUCUGACCAGAAAAUUUAUUCAACGUCUGAGGUUAUCGCCAAGGUGUUUCGGGAUAUUAGGCAAAGCAGUCCGGCAAACAGUUUUUAUUUGGAACGAUUGAGGACACAAGUAGUUAAGUAUGAAGAUAGUAAGACUAAGAUGCUACUAAAGACUCAGGUGCCUACAUUCCAGGUUUUUGCAGCUCUGAAUAGUACUCAAGCUCCUGGAAAUCAUCGUUGGAAGCAGAAGAGUAUUUUUGGAAAGAUAAGACAUCAUUUCUCAACAAGUAAAUAAAUGCGACACUGUGAAAUAGGAGUUUUUUCAUAGCCUGAGAGUAUUUAAUUAAAUAUUGAUACCUAUCA